GACGACCUAUGUAGAGUAGAAAAUGAAUCUCACAUAUUCUUUGGAUUUGGGUUUGUUUGUUAUUGGGCUUAUAGCCCAUUAAGUUUAAUAUAAAAGUAAUUUAUUUACCCUAACUCUUAUGUCUUCUUUGUUGAAGGAGCCAUUGCUACACCUGUAGGUUUUUCCUCUUUCAUGCGUGCUUCUUCCUCAUAUGUGAACCUUGAUACCUCGUUCUUACCACAUUCAUACUUCAUCAUUUCCAAGAUUUAAAUGCGACCAAUUCAUAUUUGAGGAUGAUUUUGCCAUUCGAAGUCCCUAAUUGCAAUUACGAUGAUUGUGAAUUGACUGCCUUGGGUGGAAUAACUAGACAUGAAAACUAUGCUUUAGGGAUGUUUGAUGGUAAAGAUACGAUGAUAUGGUCAAGAGACCAAGCCUUCAAACCUUUGGAUAAGAAGUCACCACAACAUAAACUUCAAAAUCAAAAGGCCAAAGCUCACGUGCUUUUGAAAUCUAGUUCUAAUAAUUCAAAGAAGAGGAAAUUGGAACACUACAUAAAUGAUGAUGAAUUUGCUAAUAGUUAUGAACUCAUCACUAAAGAGAAAUAUGGUAGUGAAAAUGUCAAAGAUCAAAGAAGAAACUCAUGUUCAACACUAUCAAAUAGAAAAAGGACUAGUUUUCAAGAAACACAAGAAUGUGGUGUCCUUGCUCAAACUGAGAAAGCAGAAUUUUGUGGUAUUAGUAUGGAAGAUUAUUCUCACCUAGAUGACACCAAUGAUUCUAUCAAGGAGUCAAGCUAUAUUAUGAACCAAAAGAGCUUGAAUAUCCAGGCUAGAGAUUUAAUGCCUAGUAGUAGUUAUUCUUCUACUACCAAUAUAUCAAUCAUGGAGAAACAAAAAAUGGAAUUUGUGAAAAUAUUGGUCGACGAAGUUUUUAUCGAUAGUAUGACUUCACAUUCGUUAUACUCGAAAGAUGCAGACGUGAAACUCAUUCAAUCUUCCAAGAACUUUUUACCGGCUAGGAGUAACCAUCUUCCAAGACCAGUUAUUCCCGUUGGACCUCGGUUUCAAGCCGAAGUUCCUAAAUGGGACGGCACAACCAACUUAAAACAAUGUAAUAGUGAUGAUUGUUUGAAGUGGUUGGGCACCCAAAUUUGGCCAAUGCCUGAGGUAUCUAAAACAAAUGCAAUAGGCAUUGGGAAAGGUAGACUUGACUCAUGCUCAUGUCACAAUCCUAAAUCAGUUGAUUGUGUUCAAAAACAUGUUAGUGAAGCUAGGGAAUGCUUAAAAUUGGUGAUUGGUACUGCUUUCUCUAGUUGGAAGUUUGAUGACAUGGGAGAAGAUGUUUCAAAAUCAUGGACGAUGGAAGAGCAAACGGCAUUUGAAUCUCUUGUUAAAUCAAAUCCGCUAUCAAGUGAUACGAAGUUUUGGAAGCUCAAGAUGAAGAAGUACUUUCCUUCCAAAUCAAUGAAGUGCAUGAUAAAUUACUAUUACAAUGUAUACAUCCCUAGAUGUAUGAGCAAAGCGACAAGAUCUCCCUUUGGUGCAUUUGAUGGUGAACCAAAAUGAUAACAUGUUCAUAGAAAGGUAUGGCUAUGAUUCCAAUUUGCAAA
Cicer arietinum (chickpea) is the source of this 1588-nucleotide messenger RNA. Lineage: Eukaryota; Viridiplantae; Streptophyta; Magnoliopsida; Fabales; Fabaceae. The record is from RefSeq and is a predicted model, not a curated record.